AUGAGGGUAUUCAAGUCGUUGAACUGCAUCCUCUGCAAGAAACCGUUUGUGCCGAUCGCAAAUCAACCUCGAUCUCCACGGCAUUUGAAUUGUGGAUUAGCGAUGUGCCAUGAAUGCUUCGAGAAAGAGGAAUCUUUGGAGAAAGACGAAAGAAAGCAUCAAUGUGAUUCAGAAAUAUGCUUUGACAACCCGAAUUUUGCCUACUUUCUAAUUGAUGUUCUGUCAUCGGAUUAUUUGAUGCUUUCGCCAAUCUUAGGUGGCUAUCUACUUGUGAAGCCAUUCAAACUUCCUGAAUGCAUAAUUUGUCAGGAGGAGUACUCACAUGAGGGUGAAAAAAGCUCCCGUGCUUUAAAUUGCAAUCACGUUCUGUGCACUGAAUGCUACCUGAAGAGACGGGUAGAAGAUGAAGAAGAAGAAGGGGAAAUGUAUACGAUCACAUGCCCACUUUGUGAUGAUUCGUUCGGCGAGUCUGCGUUCGGCGAUUCUAAAAGGGACCGGCUUCAGGAUUUUCUGAAAGAGCUGCCAAAAAUGACGCAACAACUGGAAGAUAUGGAGGAAGCGGGACAACGUUUUUGUGAUAAAUGCGCGAAAGUGGACAGUAUCAGCGAAAUGUUUCACUGCAAUGAGUGCACUUUGAAGCUUUGUGGGACGUGUUCGUAUAAGAAACAUCGUCAACACGUGACAAUGGUUCUUUUGCAAGAAGAGGUUAAUCAAGUCUCAGACAAGCUUCGUGAAGUUUCAAUUGGCGUGAUCAAUACCUACGAUUUGUUGUUCCCGGAUCUUCACAAGGAACUCCAUGGUGAUAUCGAAGGAUUUAAACAGAAACUUUUGGACAAAGAGAGGGCCCUCAGGAAUGUGCCAACUUUCGAGGAUUUGAAAAAGAAACGAGAUAAAUGCACAAAGCUGACGACGGAUUUCGAGAUGUGCUCAGAGGAAUACAUACCUCAUUUACGGAAAUAUGACAGAAUAAUCAAAGAACUGAUUCAAAGUCUCGACGAUGUUCAUGACGAUGACGAUGACCGAGUGGAGAUCGAGACCGGCAAGCCGGAUCUGUUG
Molecule: messenger RNA, 1056 nt
Organism: Mesorhabditis belari
Lineage: Eukaryota; Metazoa; Nematoda; Chromadorea; Rhabditida; Rhabditidae
Source: the annotation of a GenBank genome assembly